CUAUUAAUCAUAUCUCCUUCUUACCUGUGGUACCCUAGUUAUUUAACUCGACUCUCUCUCGGUCUUCCUGGUUAUUUAACUCGACACACGCACACACACACUUUCUCUCUCUCUCAUUUUAUAUAUUUCCUUCCAUCUAGCUCCUUCCCAAGAGAACAUAUUUUGUGGAUCCCUUCAAAUCUCUCCAGACCAACCAUAAGUGCCAUUGCAGUUGCAGAGAGAACCCUAAUUUCGAAUCCUUUUCCCUCUCAAUAACCAUGGGUUCAAGGCAUUUCUGCACUUCUAGAAGACCCAAAUAUUGCCCUAAUAAGUAGGCCCCAAUCAUGAGUCUAUAACUGUGCUUCUUCUUUCAGAUUCAAUGGCGGAUACUAGCUUGGACCAGCUCCCUGAUAAAAGAGUUGCAGCUCGAUAUAUAAAAGGAGUGACCCUUGGUGAAGGGACUUAUGGCAUUGUUUUCAAAGCUCUCGACACUAAGACAAAUCAAACAGUUGCUAUCAAAAAAAUUCGAUUGGGGAAGCACAAGGAAGGCGUAAAUGUUACUGCACUAAGGGAAAUUAAAUUGCUCAAGGAGCUUAAAGAUCCUAAUGUAAUCGAGUUAAUAGAUGCUUAUCCUCACAAAGGAAAUCUGCAUCUUGUCUUUGAGUUCAUGGAGAGUGAUCUUGAAGCAGUUAUUCGAGAUCGUAACAUUGUCCUUUCUCCAGCUGAUAUAAAAUCAUAUAUGCAGAUGACACUCAAGGGCCUUGCUUAUUGCCAUAGAAAAUGGGUCCUUCACAGGGACAUGAAACCAAAUAACUUAUUGAUAGGAUCUGAUGGGCAAUUGAAACUUGCAGACUUUGGUUUAGCUCGCAUAUUUGGGAGCCCAGACCGCAAAUUCACUCACCAGGUUUUUGCGCGAUGGUAUAGAGCACCCGAGUUGCUUUUUGGGACCAAACAUUAUGGAGCUGGAGUGGAUGUUUGGGCUGCUGGUUGUAUAUUUGCCGAACUUCUCCUCCGUCGACCUUUUCUUCAGGGCUCAAGUGAUAUCGACCAGCUAGGGAAAAUCUUUGCAGCCUUUGGGACUCCAAAGCCAUCCCAAUGGCCUGACAUGAUUUACCUUCCUGAUUAUGUUGAAUAUCAGUUUGUUCUUGCACCACCACUUAGGUCUUUGUUCCCAAUGGCCAGUGACGAUGCCUUAGAUUUGAUCUCAAGAAUGUUUACUUAUGAUCCAAAAAACCGGAUCACGGUGCAACAAGCCCUAGAGCACAGGUAUUUUUCUUCAGUACCAGCACCGACAAAUCCAGUGUUGCUUCCAAGACCUGCAGCAAAGGGUGAAGCAGUUAAUAAUAUUCCAAGGCCUCCUGAUCUUAUUUCACAGGAAGGUCCAGUGGUACUCUCUCCACCAAGGAAGGCAAGGAGGGUCAUGCUUUUUCCCGGAUCUGAAGGGAAUGCUUAUGAAGAUGGGACAUUAUUGAAGCACUCUGCAGUCACAAGUGGAAAUACCGGUGGUUCUACAACUCAAAGCAAAUACAUGCCAAUGUCUGUAGAUGUGGAUGCUCUUUUUGGGUCAAAACCUCCACCUAGACCCACUAUUAGCAGCACGGACAGGUCACAUUUGAAGAGGAAACUUGAUAUGGAGCUUGAAUUUCAAGAUUCCCCCAAAUAAAGCAAUUUGUUUGUUGUUGGAUUCAACAGUGUAAUGCUUUUCCUCCAGCCAUCAUCAGCAACUAUGGUGAGGCCCAUUGCAGCAAUGCAUAAUUUUUCAUGCAUACAGGCUCCAAUUCAAGCUUUGCAUUUGAUUGAGAAAUAGAAGAGGAGCACUUCCCUGUUUGAAAUGGGAGUAAAGGUAUAUGAUGCUCAAGUAAGAAGUGAAUUCCAAAUAUUAUUUAACCAUGAGAGCUCUUGUAAUCCUGACUAGCGAUUGGCGGGAAUUAGAUGUGAGUUUGUUUUACUAAAUUUUGUAUGAUUGGUUAUACGAGGGCCACAUUGAUUUGACAGAAACAUAACUAUUUGCCA
This is a messenger RNA of Amborella trichopoda, 1992 nucleotides long. RefSeq names its product cyclin-dependent kinase D-1. The record is from RefSeq and is a predicted model, not a curated record. Gene Ontology annotation, cellular component: nucleus; transcription factor TFIIK complex; cytoplasm. Gene Ontology annotation, molecular function: RNA polymerase II CTD heptapeptide repeat kinase activity; ATP binding; cyclin-dependent protein serine/threonine kinase activity. Gene Ontology annotation, biological process: positive regulation of transcription by RNA polymerase II; protein phosphorylation. NCBI's taxonomy places the organism in Eukaryota, Viridiplantae, Streptophyta, Magnoliopsida, Amborellales, Amborellaceae.